GUCUCUUCAUUUCCAUUUCACCACAUCAAACUUAUCAUAUUUUCAACUCCAUCAAUAGGGUUCUUAGAAAUGAUCAGAGGAGACGAUUCUCGCCGGAAGUUUCAGAAGCACCUCUCCGGUGACAAACUGCUACACUUCUUGAAUGGACCGCAUCGAUCAUCUGUUAUCAUAUACAUCGCCGUCGUGUUCCUCGUUGGCAUGUUUCUCUCCGGCCGACUCCUCAGCCUCUUACUUGGAUUGAAAUCCAAUCUUCUCAAUCAACAACCAGAAGGACAAACAAAACAAGAUCCAGAUCGUCCAACGUCCGCCACGUGUCCAGAGUACUUCCGUUGGAUUCACGGAGACCUACGACCGUGGGCGGGAAGAGGAAUAACGAAGACGAUGUUGGAAGAGGCCCAAAAGAAGGCCCAUUUCAGGCUGGUGGUCGUGGAGGGAAAAGCUUACAUGGAGGCGUACGGAAAGGCAUAUCAAAGCAGAGACAAUAUUACGUUGUGGGGAGUUGUACAGUUGUUACGUAGGUACCCAGGGAAACUGCCGGAUCUUGAUCUGAUGUUUAACUGUGAUGACCGGCCAGAGAUCUAUCAAAAGGAUUACACUGGCCCCGAGAAGCCGUCCCCACCUCCUUUGUUUGGCUACAGUGGAGAUGAUGCCACGUACGACAUUGUGUUUCCUGAUUGGUCCUUCUGGGGAUGGCCUGAAAUCAACAUAAAGCCAUGGGAAAGCAUAUUGAAAGAUAUAAAAGAGGGUAAGAAGAAAACGGAGUGGAUGAAGAGGGAACCAUAUGCUUAUUGGAAGGGAAAUCCAUCGGUGGCUUACACAAGGAGAGACCUUUUAAAGUGCAAUGUCACCCACAAACAAGAUUGGAAUGCUCGUUUAUAUAGACAAAAUUGGGAUAAAGAGUCCAAAGCAGGGUUCAAAGACUCGAACUUGGCCAAUCAAUGUGUUUAUAGGUAUAAAAUAUAUAUUGAAGGAAAGGCAUGGUCAGUAAGUGAAAAAUACAUUCUAGCAUGUGAUUCUGUAAGCCUAAUUGUGAGGCCUCGUUAUUAUGAUUUCUUUACAAGGAGUUUGAUCCCAUUGAAACACUACUGGCCUAUCAGCUCUAACCGCAAGUGUUCUUCUAUCAAGUUUGCUGUUGAUUGGGGUAAUAUCCAUCAUCAAAAGGCAAUGGACAUUGGAAAGGCAGCAAGCAAGUUCAUUGAAGAAGAGCUGAAAAUGGAGUACAUUUACGACUACAUGUUUCAUCUCUUAAACCAAUAUUCCAAGCUCUUAACGUUCAAACCGACUGUGCCGCCGAAUGCGACGGAGCUCUCGUCGGAAUCCAUGACUUCGGCCGCAACAGGGUCGAUCAGAAAAUCGAUGACGGAGUCGGCGGUGACGAGCCCUGCAGAUUCUGAACCCUGCGCCCUACAGCCGCCGUACGAUCCCCAAUCUCUUCAACUUUUGUUUAGAAGCAGAGAAGAUUCUAUUAAACAAGUGGAAAAAUGGGAGAGAAGUUUCUCACGAAAUGGUCAAAUUGUGCAACGAUGAAUGAUAAAUUUCUUGUGAAUGUUACUUUCUUAAUUAUUUUUUUUAUAUUUUUGGCCUUUUUGCAAUAAUUUUGUU
Benincasa hispida (wax gourd) is the source of this 1602-nucleotide messenger RNA. RefSeq lists its product as uncharacterized. Lineage: Eukaryota; Viridiplantae; Streptophyta; Magnoliopsida; Cucurbitales; Cucurbitaceae. The record is from RefSeq and is a predicted model, not a curated record.